AUGGGGUGCUUCAGAGGCACCGUGAAGCCAGAGAACGCCACAGAAACCAAUGUGGUCGAAGCAGGUGACGUGGAGAAGCAAUGCGAAGGAGUGGUUGGAGGAUCUGCAGGAAGCCCUGUGAAAGCCGAAGCGCCGAGAUGUUGUUCGUUGCGAGCCAAGAUUUUGUCCAUCUUGGCGGGUUUCGCCUUGUUGGCUGGGGCCGCAAUAGUCGCGCUUUGGCCGCGUGAUCCUAGCUGGAACCUCACCAACCUGGACGUCUUAGAUGAAUCCGCUUUGAUGUUCUUUGUGAUGGCCUUUGGCAGCGGUGGCUUAAAAAAUGAUACAGCACUUCCAGAGGUGAUUUUUCGUGCAGGGGCCACAUUAGAAAAUCCCAAUUUGAUUGGAGGAACCGCAGCAUCUGGUGACUUCAAAGUACUUUACAAGGACAAGUUACUGGGAGGCGGACAGAGUGAGCCAGUGGCCGUUCCAGCACUUGGGAGUGGCAACGUUCAGGCAGACAUCCGGGUGAAGUUGGACCCUGCCCUUUUUCAAGAGAUCACAACAGAUGUCCUGCAGAAUUCCCUCCACACGAAAGUGAAAGUCAGAGGUGGUGCUACGGUGAAGUCCAUCUUUGGUUUGCAGCUCCACUGCAGGAUGGAGUGCGACAUCGAAGCCUCAGUAGCUGAACUCUUCGGAGAGACGAAACCGGCAGUGGUUGAGAGCAAAAAUUGCGAGACGAGGCGGUGCCCACUCCGCGCAGCCUCUGGAGUUCCGGCAGCCGAACUGGCAGAAGUGGUCUGGGAACCCAGGCUAUGGGCAUUUGGUGACGUUCCAUUUCGAUCCAUUUCGCUUGAUCAGUGCCAAAUGUGCGCUUUAGUUCGGGCAGUUCCGGAGGCUGUAGGUUCUGCCAAGACAGAGAACGCCACAGAGACCAAUGUGGCCAAAGAAGUCGACGUGGAGAAGCAAUGCAAAGGACUGGUGAUUGGAGACGUGCCUGCGAUUUUUGUUGAGAGCACAGAAAGCACGGAGAGCACUGGAGGCACCGUGAAGCCAGAGAACGCCACAGAAACCAAUGUGGUCGAAGCAGGUGACGUGGAGAAGCAAUGCGAAGGAUCUGCAGGAAGCCCUGUGAAAGCCGAAGCGCCGCGAUGUUGUUCGUUGCGAGCCAAGAUUUUGUCCAUCUUGGCGGGUUUCGCCUUGUUGGCUGGGGCCGCAAUAGUCGCGCUUUGGCCGCGUGAUCCUAGCUGGAACCUCACCAACCUGGACGUCUUAGAUGAAUCCGCUUUGAUGUUCUUUGUGGUGGCCUUUGGCAGCGGUGGCUUGAAAAAUGAUACAGCACUUCCAAAGGUGAUUUUUCAUGCAGGGGCCACAUUAGAAAAUCCCAAUUUGAUUGGAGGAACGGUAGCAUCUGGUGACUUCAAAGUACUUUACAAGGACAAGUUAUUGGGAGGCGGACAGAGUGAGCCAGUGGCCAUUCCAGCACUUGGGAGUGGCAACGUUCAGGCAGACAUCCGGGUGAAGUUGGACCCUGCCCUUUUUCAAGAGAUCACAACAGAUGUCCUGCAGAAUUCCCUCCACACGAAAGUGAAAGUCAGAGGUGGUGCUACGGUGAAGUCCAUCUUUGGUUUGCAGCUCCACUGCAGGAUGGAGUGCGACAUCGAAGCCUCAGUAGCUGAACUCUUCGGAGAGACGAAACCGGCAGUGGUUGAGAGCAAAAAUUGCAGCUACAAAUAUUUCUGA
Cladocopium goreaui is the source of this 1719-nucleotide messenger RNA. The record is from the annotation of a GenBank genome assembly. NCBI's taxonomy places the organism in Eukaryota, Dinophyceae, Suessiales, Symbiodiniaceae.